AUGAACUAUAUGGACUUUGUGCAGAGACAUAUAGACACAAAAGCUGAUAUCACAGUAUCUUGUGUACCUAUGGAUAAUAGCCGUGCAUCAGAUUAUGGGCUGAUGAAAAUUGAUCCGACAGGAAGAAUUGUUCAGUUUGCGGAGAAACCCAAGGGCUCAAAUCUAAAGGCAAUGCAAGUUGACACCACCGUCCUUGGAUUAUCUGCACAAGAAGCGGAAAAAUACCCUUACAUUGCAUCAAUGGGUGUUUAUGUCUUUAGAACUGAGACCUUAUUGAAACUAUUGAGAUGGAGCUUUCCUUCAUGCAAUGACUUCGGAUCUGAAAUUAUCCCUUCCGCUGUGAAGGACCACAAUGUCCAAGCAUAUUUGUUUAAUGACUACUGGGAAGACAUUGGAACUAUAAAGUCCUUCUUUGAUGCUAAUCUGGCCCUGACAGAACAGCCUCCCAAGUUUGAAUUUUAUGAUCCAAAGACGCCUUUCUUCACUUCUCCAAGAUUCCUACCACCCACUAAAGUUGAAAAUUGCAAGAUUGUGAAUGCAAUUAUUUCUCACGGCUGCUUCUUGAGGGACUGUAGUGUUCAACAUUCUGUUGUUGGCGUGCGCUCACGUUUAGAAUCUGCGGUGGAACUUCAGGAUACCAUGAUGAUGGGUGCAGAUUAUUAUCAAACCGAGUCUGAAAUUACAUCUCAGUUGGCAAAAGGGAAGGUUCCAAUUGGUGUUGGAGAGAACACUAAAAUCAGGAAUUGUAUAAUCGACAAGAACGCCCGGAUUGGAAGAAAUGUGAUUAUUGCCAAUAAGGACGGAGUUCAAGAAGCCGACAGGACUAAGGAAGGAUUCUACAUUAGGUCUGGCAUUACGGUCGUACUGAAGAACGCAACAAUAAAAGACGGAACAGUCAUAUAAAUCAUUCAGAGGCGACUUCAUUGAAUGGUCCGAUGACUGAAGCUUCUGCGUUUAAUUUGCAGACAUAAAUCUAGGAAAAAGCAACAAGAGCAUACAACACAUUUGCUCGCUUGUAUAUUACGAUUUACGUUACAUGAAAUUGAACUUGCUUGUUUCUUACUAGAAUAAUAAAUUCUUUUUCUACGA
This is a messenger RNA of Neltuma alba, 1089 nucleotides long. Its product is annotated as glucose-1-phosphate adenylyltransferase large subunit 2, chloroplastic/amyloplastic-like. Lineage: Eukaryota; Viridiplantae; Streptophyta; Magnoliopsida; Fabales; Fabaceae. Gene Ontology annotation, biological process: glycogen biosynthetic process. Gene Ontology annotation, molecular function: glucose-1-phosphate adenylyltransferase activity. The record is from RefSeq and is a predicted model, not a curated record.